AUGAUGUACAAUCCCGCCGCGUAUGUCGUGUCGUCUACCGAUCAGCGGGGCCUAGUGGUGAUCACCGCUACCAUGCUCAUGUCGUGGAUGGUGAUUGUUUGUUUGAUCCGAUUGUACAUGAGAUUGGCCCUCAAUGGGCCGCUGGGCUGGGACGAUCUGGCAGCGUUUGUGGGAGGUGCUUUCGGAAUAGCGAAUGUUGGCGUGAUCAUGAACGGUGUGUCGCAUGGUUUAGGCCAGUCCGCCGAGUCGGCUACGUUAGAGCAGUUGAUGGAUGAAGGCAAGGCUUUGCUCGGCGCAGAUAUCCUUUUCAUUGCGGGUCACUGCGGUGCAAAGCUGUCAGUGUGUCUUCUUCUCAAACGACUAGGUCGUGAACCAUCCUACCUAUUAUGGUGCAAGGCCACCCAAAUUCUUACGACACUUUGGGCAAUCGCUUCGAUUAUCGCCCUUGGUAUACUGAGCAAAUCUGGGGGUCAGCUGGGCAUUGAAAGAAUGGACCCAAGAGUGAACAAUGCUUGGAAGGGCAUUACCAUAAUCGAUGUCGUGACGGAGGCUCUCCUUGUGGCAUUAAGCGUAUACUUGGUCUGGGGCAUACGCAUGCAGUUCAAACAGAAAGUGGCGGUUAUUUUCGCUUUCGGAACUCGAGCUACACUAAUUAUCAUCUCCAUUGUCCGACAAACCUACCUAAACCGCGCAUUCUCCGGAACCGAUAUUUCACUACGACUUUCCGACGCAUUGAUCGCCACGGAGGUCCUUCUACACUUCAGCAUAAUGGCCGCAACGAUGCCGUGUCUCAAGCCGUUCGUGGUCGCCUUCAAUACAGGAUGGGGACAAGGUAUCAAAAGGAAUGGAGCAUCGUAUUACGUUGACUCAACCAAUACUGCAUCGCAUGCCCAGUCCAGGCAGCGCAGGGACGAUGAUGAAUUGAACCCGACCGUCACCGGAGCAUCUGAAGGCAGCGACAACUCUCAGCAGCUCAUCAUCCGAGAAACAAGGGAGUGGACGUUACAAACAGAGUAUAUCGAGAUGGAUACGUAUCGAAGAUAA
Molecule: messenger RNA, 1044 nt
Organism: Aspergillus melleus
Lineage: Eukaryota; Fungi; Ascomycota; Eurotiomycetes; Eurotiales; Aspergillaceae
Exons: 5
Coding region: 1-1044 (347 amino acids)
Source: RefSeq, a predicted model, not a curated record